Cryptomeria japonica (Japanese cedar) is the source of this 5117-nucleotide messenger RNA. RefSeq lists its product as uncharacterized. The transcript is spliced from 6 exons. The record is from RefSeq and is a predicted model, not a curated record. NCBI's taxonomy places the organism in Eukaryota, Viridiplantae, Streptophyta, Pinopsida, Cupressales, Cupressaceae. Bases 1063 to 4614 code for a protein of 1183 amino acids. Gene Ontology annotation, molecular function: nucleic acid binding.
AAAAAUUUCACUCAUUUUUUAUCCCCCGCCGGAGGCUAUUAAACGAGUGAGUUCGAAACCCUAAUCCCUGGUAAUAAAACCUGCUGCAGUCGGUUGCAAACCCUAGUUCAGUAAAGAUAAUGGCAAUAGACUCGAUAAGGAGAAUGAGACGGGAGAACAUAUGCGAGGGCGAAUAGGAUCAGUCGAAUGCUAUGCAAUUUUUUUCUUUUCCCGGAGCUCAUUUCAAUAGGGGGAUGCUGCAGUAAUCUGCACUGAACUGCAUAUGAUAUUGGAGAUGGUCAUUGCUACAAAGAAGUUCUUGGUUGAAUGGUUUUAGUGUGCAUGCUAUGCCGAGGUUUUAAUUGGAUGAGGGUGGUGGCAUUUGGUAUUUUUACUAAUUGAAAGAGAAAUUAGAAUGAUUAGCUUGUGCCUUUGGUGACUGGUUUGGGGAAGCAUAUAUAGCAUUGAAGCUAUGCUACUGAUUGAUUAGUAGUUGAUCAGUUUUUACCUUAAUUCUUAAAUGCAAAAGCAAGGCAGGUUGCAGUUGCUGCCAAUAUUUUUUUUGCCAAAUUGGAGGAAUGUUUCUGAUAAACAAUGGAAGUUUUCAACCUGAGAGUAAAAUAGAUAGUUGGAAAUGUUUAAGAGAAAGAAGUAGCAAAUUUAAUUGCUAGUUUGCACUUGAGACUUGAACAGGAGAUUGUAUGCUCACAUCAGCGCAGACUGCAAGCCUUUUGCGAGUUUCAACAAACUACACCUACCUUGGAAAGGCAAAUCUUUGAUGAGAACCUGCAUGGCUUUUCUAACACUCUCAGGGAUGGAAUCCGUGAGUACAUGUUAAAGUUUUUGGAAGGAGCUUCAGCUACAUGUCAUUGACUAUUGGCAUCAUCAUUUGGUUUUUCAUCUUCUGGACUACCCUUUCACAUUAUUUGUCAAAUAAUUUUCUUUGCUCUUCUCCCUUUUGAUCCUUGCCUUUUUGUUUACCUGUCUCAGUAUUCUAUUAGUUGCAGGUGCCCACCUGAAUACUUAUUUUCCUUCUUAUAUUCCUGAUCUAGCUUAGUUGGUAGUUUUGGUGCAGACAGAGGUAUGUCAGAUCCUCAGACUCGCACCCCAGGACAGCUCAAAGUGUCAGAGCUGAAAGAGGAGCUGAAAAAACGAGGAAUUACGCCAAAAGGGUUGAAGAGAGAUCUUGUAGAGAAACUUGAAGAAGUUCUUCGAAAAGAAGCUGAGGAGCAUUUCAGCAAUACAUCAAGUGAUUACUUAUUUCAGCAAGUCCCAGAUGGUUCCAACUCACCUGUUCGAGGUUCAAGUGGUUCCAAUUCACCUAUUCGAGGUUCAAGUGAUGUCGACUCAUCUGCACUAAGAUCAAGUAGUUAUUACUCACCUCUGCCUGUUGCAGAUUCAACCCAAGGAUAUGGUGCUCUGCCAUCUGUGACAGAUACUGGAAAUGAAGGCUCUUAUUCACUUUUGCAGGUUGCAGACUCUAAAGACGCACAUUUUAUUUCAAAUCAGCAAGUUGAGGAUCAUGCAAAUUAUGGUGAUUUUGGAAGUAAAGAUGCAGAGAUUAAAGGGCAAGAAUCAGAUUACAUGUUGCAAGCAGGGAAUGAAUCUGCUUUGGAACCAGAACAGAGGGAAUGUGAUAACCAAAAGGAGGAAAAUCUUGAACAUGUUGAUUCUGCCAAAAUUAGUCCUCGGGGAUUGGUAUCUGGAUCUGAGCAUCUCUGCCAUGAUGGAAAGGAAGGUGCAGCUGAUGACUGUGAAACCAGACAGACUGUUUGUGGGGCAAAUGAAAAGGCUGCUGAUGUAUGUGGAUCAGAAGCCCUGGGUUUUGUAGCAUACUUUCAGAAGUCCAUUCUUGUAGAUGAGAUGGAAGCCAAACCAGAUGAAGGCUCAAUAUUGAGUCAUAGUGGUCCAAGCAUGCUGGAGAAGAAUUCUAGAACACUGGAAGAGCAUAUUCAGUACCAGGGUCUGGAUCCUGUACUGGACAAAGUUGGAGCAGAUGCCAAAAGCAGGAUUGAGAAAGGGGAAGUUGUCCAUGUUUCAGAUAAUAUUGUUGAUCAAAUUCAUUCAAAAGCAAGCAGUGAAUAUCAAUCUGAGGAGCAGGAAGAAAAAGAAAUCAGCUUGACAGCUAACAAAGCUGAAAAUCUGAAGAUGAGUGGGAGUGGACCAGAUUAUAUUCAUCCUACAAAAUCUGAAGUAGUCACUGCCUUUCAAGACAUACAUCAAUCUGUAGGUACAAAUCCUCCUUACGAUUUUAAAUCUGAACUUGGACAUAAUUAUCAGUAUUCAGAAGCUACAAUUCUUGAACAGGAUAUGGUUGAGAGUGAGCCUCCCAGGGAAACAGACAAAAUGGAAAUUACAGAGCAGGGAAACAAUAGUGGGAAGUUGCCUGGGUCGAGUGAGACUGAUCUAAAUUUAGAAGAUUUGCAUAGGUCCGAAUCAAAUCCUGUUGGUCUGAAGAAAAGUGAGUCUAAUGUAAAAGACAUGCAGAUGUUGGAAUCAAAUGCAGUCUGUAGAGAGAAUAUGGAACCUGAACAUGCACAAAAUCAAUAUAUUAGCGCGAAUUCUCCAACACAUGUUUUGAAAUCUAAACUGAAAACUGACCAUGAAGGGGUAGAAAAUGACCAUUUCAAGCGGAACGAAGAAGAAUACUAUCAUUCCAUGUGUGUGAGUACUGUUGAAGUAGGAGAGACAGAAAAGAAAGAAAAUAGUCAAUCAUUUGACAAAGGGCUUGAAUCAAAUGAGACAGAUAUAAAUGUAUCUGAGAAGCAGAUAACCAGAAUAGUAGAAUUUGAAGCUGAGAAGAGUCAGCAUAUUAGUUCACAUUGUAAUUUUGGAAAGUUAAAACCUGAGGAAACACGUAACAUAGAAAUAUUAGAAACUGCUCAGAAUGAACAUAAUCAAGCAGAAUGCAGCUAUACUACUGUAAUGGAUGAGUUAAAACGUGAAGACCAAGAGGCUAAAGCAAAUGCCUUAACAUAUCAAAGUGAUGGAGUGUCUAUGUUAACUUCAUCUAACAAAAUAUUGGAGGAGAUGCAACAACACGAACAAGCAUCUUACAGUGAGGGGCAGGUUGAAUACCAAGUUGGCCAGAGUCAUGAGAGCAGUUUUGAACUACCUCAUCACAAAUCUGAAUGUGAUUCUGGAAAUAACAUUAAAGAAAGAGAACCUAAAGAGCUUGAUCAAGUGAUGGAGGACCACUAUAAAUGCAUAAAAAUGAGUGUUCAGGAAUCCGAGCAGGAAAGCAAAGUCAGUCUUCCAGAUUUCAGGAGAGAUGGUCCAUUUCAAUCACUUGCAACAGAUUCAAGGAUGGCCGAUGAGAGAAAACAGGAAAUUAUCUCAGCUCUUGAAGAUUCUAUAGAACAUGAUUUUUCUCACAGUGAAAACACUGUUCAGAAGUCUCUCUUGCGUGAAUCCGAGAUCAAACCUAGAGCCAAUGCAAAAGUAUUAGAAGGUAAUAAUCAACAUACCAUGAAAACAAGGAAAGGGGAACAUGAGAAGCAGGAAGAUGAAACAAAUGAAUUGAUUAUGGAGGGUGGAAAUAAACUACAUAUUUCUUUUACUGAUGAAUGGAAUAGUAAAUCAGAAUUUCCUGACCAACACUUUAAAAUGGAUUCAGAUUCACCAAGGAAAAAGUUUGAGGAUCCCGAGAGUCGGAAGUUGGGACAUACUGAAACUGUAGAAUUGGUCCCAAUGGAUGUUGACUUUGAAGGGCAGAUGGAGAAGAAGCAGAAGGAUGAAUGCAUUAAUCAAGAUGUUGAGCCAAGACAAGAACCUGCAAAAAGACAGCGGCGCUGGAAUUCUGGGAAGAAUUUGUUGGAGGCUGGUAACACUAGGCCAUUGACAACUGACACCCUUAAGGACAUUAUUUCUCAAGAGGCUGCAGAAGGAUUUGUUGCAUCUUCAUCUUUACAUCCUUUGGUUUCACAUCCAGCCACUUCUUCAAGCCAGUCUCUGUCAAAGGCUGAGAAAACAUCCUUCUCAAGACCAGCUCCUCCUCCUCUGAAAGCUGAUCCUGUUUCUAAUGGAGAAUGUCAGAAACCAAGAAUUGUUCCACCAUCUCAUAGAUCUCCUACAAGCUCUCUAAAAGUUGAAAGGUUUCUUCGACCUUUCACAGUUAAGGCCUUAAAAGAGCUUCUUUCAGAGACAGGAAUGGUCAAAUACUUUUGGAUUGACCCGAUAAAGACACACUGUUAUGUAACUUAUUCUUCUGUGGAGGAAGCAGUAGCAACACGAAACGCUCUAUACAACCUCAAAUGGCCCAUAAUUGGAGGGCGCUUACUGAUUGCUGAAUUCGUUGAGCAUGAAGAAGCGAUGUCACAUGGUGAAAGCCAAUCUGCCCACUUGUCAAACACUCGGAACUCAGUGCCGCAUAAGGAUAUCACUCAGGGCCCAUCUCCAUUACCUCCACAAGGACCUUCUGCACAGGCACUUCGUUCACCUCUGCAGCCUGAUGUAAAGGCUAAGACAACCAUGAUGCCUAAGAAGGACCCUGAACCAGAACCUGCAGUUUAUACUCUUGAUGAUCUGUUCAAGAAAACUCGAGCAAAGCCACACAUCUAUUAUUUGCCAUUAAAUAAAGAGCAGGUAGCUGCUAAGUUGGCUGCAAGGAUACAAGAUCAACAAAACAGAUCGUAGGUCAACUGUAAAAGAAUGAGUGGAGGUGCUAUCGUGUGUUUUAUUUUAAACCUUCUCAAGUGCAAAUGCUUGAUGCAGUUAAAUCUCAAGAAAGGUGGAAGAUAUACAUGUACGUACAGAGAAAAUAGAAAACUAGAACAUACAAUUUUUUUUCUGGUUAUUGGAAAGCAGAAUGUUUCUGAUUAUGAUAGAAUAACAUGUAUCGACCUCUGAAAUAUUUCAAUUACUCUUUGGUUCAUGCUGGGAGGACAGCUGUAUGGCAGUUUUUGACAUAAUUCUAAAUGAUUCUUGUUUACUGUUAUUUACACGCUGUGAAGACAGCCAUAUGGUCACAUGGUUGUUUUCUAUGUUGCAGCUGCUAGAUUGUCUGCAAGGACUCAAGGUCGACAAAUGCAGACCUGUGAAUAACCCAUCUGUAAAAGUACUUGUAUAGCUGCUAGUGUGUAGUAUUCAAUUUCUUAUCUUUCUAGCAUAAAAUGCAAAUGCGUUUAAUAACUUGGUUA